GGGUCGGUGAGCAGCUAGGCAGCACCACGUGUUUCUGACCCUGGCCCACGCGACUAGGAUCAGACCCGUAUGCUUAUUUUCGAGUCGAGGCGCCAUGGCGCCACUACGUCAUCGACGCUCUCGCUGCUUUGCAGCAGUCGAUGCGGGGGUCUGUCAUCAUUGACACCGCAUCGCAGUCCCAAUCCAUGCCUCUACUGAGCAUUGGCGUAAUUUGCUGCAAAUAAGACCCUGGCCUUGCCAUCCACCCUCUUCCAUCCUUUCCUCCAAAGAAAGGAAGAAGCAAUUGUAGUCCAAACGACAAACAUGGCAUCCAUCACCAGCUCCAUCUCCUCGCUCCUUUCGGGCAUCCAGAGCAUCAUCUCUGGCCUCAUUGAGUCCAUCCUGGCCGUCGUGACGCACAUCUUCAACGCCAUUUUUUCCAUCUUCUCCACGGCUUGGAGUGCCGUCGAGGGCCUGCUCAAGGCGCUCGUCGACGCGUUCAGCGGACUGAUCAGCACCGCGACUCACGUUGUGGGCGACCUCGUCGGCAUUGUCACGGCCAACAUCGUGCCCAUCGCCGUCGUCGGUGGUCUGCUCAUGGCCAUAGGCUUUUUCAGCGGAAAGCAAGGUGCUGCUACAAAGCGAAAGACCAAGUAGUAGGCAGCCGUGGACGUCCUUCGAUGAUCCAAAGAACUGCUUGCGAGCUAUAUGAUGUAUAUCACUCAGAUCGUUAUCGAUACCUCUUGCGUUCCUAAUCGAGAUCUCUGCCUUCCUUG
Acaromyces ingoldii is the source of this 755-nucleotide messenger RNA. RefSeq lists its product as hypothetical. The record is from RefSeq and is a predicted model, not a curated record. The transcript is spliced from 2 exons. The coding region runs from base 304 to 636 and encodes 110 amino acids. NCBI's taxonomy places the organism in Eukaryota, Fungi, Basidiomycota, Exobasidiomycetes, Exobasidiales, Cryptobasidiaceae.